Messenger RNA from Eutrema salsugineum, 1581 nucleotides. Its product is annotated as amino acid transporter AVT1G. Gene Ontology annotation, cellular component: plasma membrane. The coding region runs from base 1 to 1581 and encodes 526 amino acids. The record is from RefSeq and is a predicted model, not a curated record. NCBI's taxonomy places the organism in Eukaryota, Viridiplantae, Streptophyta, Magnoliopsida, Brassicales, Brassicaceae. The transcript is spliced from 10 exons.
AUGAAGCUUGAAGAGCAAGAAAGUGACAUUUUGUUUCCGACAGAUGAGGAAUGCCAAGUCGAUCGCCCCUACGACGAUGAAGAAGAAAUCUCCACUCCAUCUUCUCCAUUAUCUCGGAACGAUUCCGCUCCAUGGCCUCGAAGUUAUCGACAAUCUGUGGAUAUCUUAACCGGAACUACACCUCCGACAAUCAGCUUCAUUCACCGGAGAAGUUCUCAGACAUCAUUCACCAGCUCGAUCUCUUCCUUGUACAAGAGACGCCAAAACUCUAUUCUCAACUCGUUUGCUUCUUCCACAAGCAAACAACCGCUGCUCACCGAGAAAGACGAGGUAUCUGUCAAAUCAUACAUUUCAUCUCAGCUCAGUUUAUCAAUCACCGAGCUCGCAUUCGAAGAACAUAAUCUCUGCUCGUUUCCUCAAUCCGUUCUCAACGGAAUCAAUAUCCUAUGUGGAGUAGGUCUACUCACAAUGCCAUACGCAGUGAAAGAAGGAGGAUGGCUCGGGCUUUUUAUACUCUUCUUCUUCGGUAUCAUCACUUGCUACACCGGUAUUCUCCUCAAGCGAUGUCUUGAAAGCUCUCCUAACCUCCAUACCUAUCCCGAUAUCGGUCAAGCUGCCUUUGGAUUCACUGGCCGCCUCAUCAUCUCCAUACUUCUGUACAUGGAAUUAUACGCAUGUUGUGUGGAGUAUAUAAUCAUGAUGAGUGAUAACUUGUCAAGACUCUUCCCCAACAUUUUGUUAAACAUCGCUGGAGUAUCUCUUGAUUCUUCACAGAUCUUUGCCAUAGCAACUACUCUUAUUGUUCUUCCUACAGUUUGGCUUAGAGACCUUAGCUUACUCUCCUAUCUCUCAGCCGGAGGAGUUUUCUCUUCCAUCUUGCUGGCUCUUUGUCUCUUUUGGGUCGGGUCGGUUGAUGGAGUCGGGUUUCACUCAGGUGGACAAUCUCUGGAUCUCAGUAACUUACCUGUCGCGAUUGGGAUUUUCGGGUUUGGGUUCAGUGGUCACGCGGUUUUCCCAAACAUUUACUCUUCUAUGAAAGAUCCAUCCAAGUUUCCUUUGGUGCUCCUCGCUAGUUUUGGGUUCUGUGUAAUCUUUUACAUAGCCGUAGCAAUUUGCGGCUACAGUAUGUUUGGUGAGGCGAUUCAAUCGCAAUUUACGCUAAACAUGCCGCAACAAUUCACGUCUUCUAAAAUCGCAGUUUGGACUGCGGUCAUUACACCGAUGACUAAAUACGCCUUAUCUCUCACACCAAUCGUGCUAAGCUUAGAAGAACUUCUGCCGUCGUCAGAAAAGAUGAGAUUUUACGGAGUAUCAAUGUUUCUUAGAACGAUCUUAGUUCUCUCUACUUUGGUUGUUGCACUUACGUUCCCAUUCUUUGCGAUCAUGGGGGCUUUGAUGGGAUCUUUCCUCUCAAUGCUUGUCGCUUUUAUAUUUCCAUGUCUGUGUUAUCUCAGUAUCUUGAAGGGUAGACUGAGUAAGACGCAGAUGGGAAUAUGCGUUUUCAUCAUAAUCUCCGGCAUUGUAAGCGGUUGCUGCGGGACGUACUCCGCAAUUGGAAGAUUAGUAGGAGAAUGGAGUUGA